Molecule: messenger RNA, 2667 nt
Organism: Rubroshorea leprosula
Lineage: Eukaryota; Viridiplantae; Streptophyta; Magnoliopsida; Malvales; Dipterocarpaceae
Source: the annotation of a GenBank genome assembly
CCAGCUUCUUUUCUACUUCCCCUGUCGUUCUGUAGAAGAAAUUCAACACAUCCCCAUCCAUCACCAGAACUUAAAUUCAACCAAAUUUCACUCCUCUGAUCCCUACUAUCUCACGAAUUCAACCUCCGGAAUUCUAGGUUUUCUUUCUCACAGAUCUCAUCUCCAUUUAAUAAAAAUGGUUAAUUCCCCCUUGUCUGCAGUGAAAUAGAGGCAGAUUAGAUUUCUAGGGUUCGAUUGUGUUUUGGUUCGUCUCUGGACUGUGUCUGCCAUGCAGAAACUGGCACAGUCUACCGUCGGCACAACCGACAAGGGACCGGAGGUUGUAGUGUCUGAUCAGUUCCCUGCUGGGUUGAGGGUUCUCGUUGUUGACGAUGACGUUACGUGCUUGCGGAUUCUCGAACGGAUGCUUCUCAACUGCCUCUAUCACGUAACCCCUUGCACCCAGGCUACUGUUGCUUUAAGCCUUCUACGGGAGAGGAAGGGCUCUUUUGAUGUGGUGCUCAGUGAUGUGCAUAUGCCUGAUAUGGAUGGGUAUAAACUACUUGAACAUGUUGGGCUGGAAAUGGACCUUCCUGUUAUUAUGAUAUCUGCUGAUGGGAGAACAAGUGCAGUCAUGAAGGGAAUUAGACAUGGGGCUUGUGAUUAUUUAAUUAAGCCUAUACGUGAGGAGGAACUCAAGAAUAUAUGGCAACAUGUUGUUAGGAAAAAAUGGAAUGAGAAUAAAGAGCUAGAACACUCAGGAAGUUUAGAAGAUAAUGAUAGACACAAACUAGGAAAUGACGAUGCUGAAUAUGCUUCUUCUGUUACUGAAGGGACAGAAGGAGCAUUGAAGCAUCAUAAAAAAAGAACCAAUCCUAAAGACGAUGAUGAUGGAGAACUUGAAAAUGAUGAUCCAUCCACAUCAAAGAAGCCACGUGUAGUUUGGUCAGUUGAACUACAUCAGCAAUUUGUCAGUGCUGUAAACCAGCUUGGGAUUGAUAAGGCCGUGCCAAAGAGAAUUCUUGAGCUGAUGAAUGUACCUGGUUUAACUAGAGAAAAUGUUGCAAGCCAUUUGCAGAAAUUCAGACUAUAUUUGAAGAGAAUAAGUGGAGUGGCUCAACAAGGUGGAAUUUCUAAUACAUUUGGCCGGCCUGUCGAACCAAAUGGUAAAAUUAGUUCGCUUGGGAGAUUCGACAUUCAAGCAUUGGCUGCUUCUGGACAAAUUCCCCCACAAACAUUGUCAGCCCUACAUGCUGAGCUCUUAGGUAGACCAACAGGCAAUUUAGUUGCAGCAAUAGAGCAACCAGAUCUUCUUCAAGCAUCCCUUCAGGGGCCUAAGAGUAUUCCAGCGGACCAUGGAGUGGCUUUUGGUCAGGCUUUGGUAAAAUGCCAAUCUAACAUUGCCAAACACUUCCCACAAUCAAAUAUAUCUGUUGAAGAGAUUCCUUCAGGCUUUGGAGCUUGGCAAUCUAAUAGCAUUGGUGCAGUGGGUACUACAGGUAACCUCGGAGGGUUAAGUUCUCAUAAUAGUAACUUGCUGAUUGAAUUAGUGCAGCAGCAGCAACGACAACAGCAGCAGCAAUCUACUCUUCUUGAGCCUAGUCGUUCUAUUAGUGUUCAGCCAUCUUGCCUUGUAGUUCCCUCUCAUUCAUCCGCCAGUUUUCAAGCAGGAAAUAGUCCAGCUUCGGUAAAUCAGAACUCCAGCUUCACUGGGAUGGGUAUUAUUGAUUAUGGUUUUCUUUCAUCUCAAACAAGCAAUGGACAGUUGUCAAAUGGGAAUAUCAAAACUAAAGGUGUUAAUAAUGGGUAUGCAGCUCCUAGUCCUGUUUCUCCAUCUGUGUCAACUUGCUCGGUAAAUGCUGAAAGUUGCACCACUCAGCAAGUUCAAAACCAAAGCAUUGCUUUUAAACUUGUCGAUCAAUUUCCAGGACUUGUUCAAAAUAAUUGCAAUGCCCAGGUUUCCUAUGUUACUGCUAAGUCAAGUGAAGCAUUUGAUCAAGGACUGAUUGAGAAUCUUGGAUUUGUUGGUCAAGGAGCUAGCAUUCCAAGCAUAUUUGCAUUUGAUGAAUUUCAAUCAACAUUUAGCAGCUCAAACCAUGGAAAAAUGUUUGCUGAGAACAAUGUUAACAGAGUGAAGCGGGAACCAGAUAUGGAUUUCAUGGAUAAUGCAAAAGUGGGUAUGCCAAUGCUGUAGCAAUUUCCUCCAAAUGAUCUGAUGAGUGAUUUCACUUAAUAAUAGGGCUGGAUUGCAUUGUGUUGUGAGAAGCUGUCUUAUUUCCCAUGAGAAAUGUACAUAGCAAUCAAAAUAUUCAGAAGGUUCAAGUUAAAGUCUUAUUUUUAUUCCCAACCUGAUUCCUAGGUCCCUAAGCCAGACUCUGGAGCUCUGUGAAGCAUUCUCGAUGUCUGCUAUUCUGAAGAGCAGAAAUUUAGUUUCUUCUGUUAAUUGUAUAUCUUUGUAUUAUUGCCAGUGCAGGUUCUUGUGCGUAACCAAGUUUAUGUAUGUGCUAAUUAGCGAGUAGGAAAGAUAGGUUGUUUCGGAAAACUCCCAUCACGUUGAAAUUAUGUCGAACUCGCCAUCAUGUUUGUGUAUUAUUUAGGUGUAGUGCGACCAGUGAAGUUGGAAUUCUAAUUAAUUUAUCAGUUAUCACUCCAUUGACAUAAGUGUUAUAAUCAAUCCAAACCAAUCCA